AAAACAACCAAAAACAGUAUAUCACGUGCCUAUCUCUGCUUCAAGGCGGGUCUAUUGAGUGCCUCCAGCGACCACCUCUGCUCCCACACUUCUCCCUCCCUCUGACUCGUUCAUUCUUCCCCGCAACCCUUUCUUCAUCUUUUAUCACCUUCUUUCUCCUGUCUCUGUUCCCUCCCAACAACUCUCGGCCCCAUGGGAAAGAGAAAGAGCAGCCGCAAGCCGCAGGCGAAGGUCAAGAAGGUUCUUGACACUCAGUUCGAUUGCGUAGCCUGCUUCCACGAAAAGUCCAUCAAUUGCAAGCUUGAUUUCGACCAAAAGGUGGGCCACCUCCAGUGCCGCAUGUGCGGUGUCAGCUACACCUGCGCUAUCAACUACCUCAGCCAUGCUGUUGAUGUGUAUCACGAUUGGAUCGAUGCCUGCGAGGCCGUGAAUACUGCUGGCAAAGCAGCCAAGUCUGCAGCGCAGGAUCGCAACCGUGACAGAGACAGGGACAGGGAUAGGGUUCGUGAUGAUCGGGACGACGACAGACCCAGGCGAAGCAAACCAUACGACCGUUAUGAUGACGAUGAUGAUUAAGAGGGAUCAGGAAGGAUGCCAUUGAUCAAGCGGGAAUUAUGCAGGAAAUGCAUGCAGUCAGAGGGACUCAAUGGCAUUACCAUCAAAUUUUGUGCAGCUUCGCUUCCCUCACUUUCAGUCAUGGUCAUCGAGCACUUUUUUCAUUUUGUAACAUAUUUCAUACAUGGUCAGCAACAUAGGCCGAUUACUAUUAUAAUGAAGCCCCGUAAAAGACUUUUAAAACCAUUGCAGAGAUUUGCACCUCAAAUUUUUGGUAAAAAACCACAAAGGAAUAAACCGCUCUUCUU
Gamsiella multidivaricata is the source of this 863-nucleotide messenger RNA. Its product is annotated as transcription elongation factor Elf1 like-domain-containing protein. Gene Ontology annotation, biological process: transcription elongation by RNA polymerase II. NCBI's taxonomy places the organism in Eukaryota, Fungi, Mortierellomycota, Mortierellomycetes, Mortierellales, Mortierellaceae. Gene Ontology annotation, molecular function: RNA polymerase II complex binding. Gene Ontology annotation, cellular component: transcription elongation factor complex. The coding region runs from base 193 to 576 and encodes 127 amino acids. The record is from RefSeq and is a predicted model, not a curated record. The transcript has 3 exons.